GGGGCGGGGAGCGGGAGCAGCGGCGGCGGCGGCGGCGGCGGGGCCGGAGACGACGGCGGAGCCCGGCGGCCAGCGGGAAGUUGACGCACCAGCCUAAGAAUAGCUCGGGCAGGGGCAGCGUGGAAAGUGUUGUCGGAGCUGCUGAUGAAAUCGCAGCCCGGAGCGGAGGAGUCUUUGGACCUUCCCAUGCUCGGGACCUUUGACUCAUAAAAGGCUCCUUCAAAAAGCGUCGGGAGCAGAAGAGGAGGAGGAAGAGGAGCCGGAGAAGGAAAGGAGGAGGUGUUGGAAGGAGCAGAGCCCGUCCCGGAGCGUGGCCAGCUGCGGGGGGACAGAGGAAGUCGCUGCAUGUGGAGUUUUCGGACAAAAUGCUCUCUCUGAAGAAAUACUUCACGGAAGGCCUGAUCCAGUUCACCAUCCUGCUCAGCCUCCUCGGCGUGCGCCUGGACGUGGACACCUACCUGAACUCCCAACUCCCUCCCCUGCGGGAGAUCAUCCUGGGCCAGAGCUCUGCCUACACCCAGACCCAGUUCCACAACCUGCGCAACACCUUGGACGGAUAUGGCAUCCACCCCAAAAGCGUCCAGCUGGACUCUUAUUUCAGCGCCCGCCGCCUGCUCAGCCAGGUGAGGGCUCUGGACAGGCUGCAGGUGCCCAGCACCGAGGUCAGUGCCUGGUUGGUGCACAGAGAUCCCGAAGGAUCCGUGUCCGGAGGGCAGCAGGACGCCGGAGCAGGUGAUGGAGGAGUGAGGGAGAGCGGAGCUGAGCAGGGUUUUGGGGAAGAGCUGGAGGAUUUAGGAGCUGUGGCGGCACCUGUCAAUGGAGAUCUCACCAAAGAGGACAUCGAUUUGAUUGACAUCCUGUGGAGACAGGAUAUUGAUCUCGGCGCUGGGCGAGAGAUUUUUGACUACAGCCACCGUCAGAAAGAGAGCGAAGUGGACAAAGAGCUGAGCGAUGGGAGGGAGCGCGGGGACAGCUGGAGGAGUGCAGGGAAUGAGGUCUUGGAUAGAAUCCCGCUAGUUGAUGGAGAGACCGGGGAGAGUUUCCCUGCGCAGGUGCCCGGUGCGGAGGAUCAGACAGCGCUGUCCCUGGAGGAGUGCCUUAGGCUGCUGGAGGCCACCUUCCCUUUCGGGGACAAUUCCGAGUUCCCAGCUGCGGAUGUCUCCGCCCUGAGCGAGGCCGUGCCGGGGCAGAGCCGGGCUCCGGGCGGCCCCCCCAGCCUGCUGUCCCCUCUCCUGGCCGAGACCGAGUCCCCCUUCGACCUGGAGCAGCAGUGGCAGGACCUGAUGUCCAUCAUGGAGAUGCAGGCCAUGGAGGUGAACGGCACCGGCGCCGAGAGCCUCUACGGCGGCACCGGCGGCGACCUGCUGGCGUCCAACUACAGCCUGGCCCCCGGCACGCCCAUCAACCAGAACGUCAGCCUGCAUCAGGCCUCGCUGGGAGGCUGCUCCCAGGACUUCUCCCUCUUCAGCUCGGACAUGGAGAGCCCCUCCAUGGCGGGCGGCUCGGCCCUGCUGCAGCUGGCGCCCGACAACUCCACCGGCCUCAACAGCACCUUCGGCUCCACCAACCUGAGCGGGAUCUUCUUCCCGCCCCAGAUGAACGGCACGGGCAACGAGACGGCCGGGCCCGAGCUGCCCGACCCCCUGGGAGGGCUCCUGGACGAGGCCAUGCUGGAUGAGAUCAGCCUGAUGGACUUGGCCAUCGAGGAGGGCUUCAACCCCGUGCAGGCCUCGCAGCUGGAAGAGGAGUUCGAUUCCGACUCAGGUCUUUCCCUGGAUUCCGGCCACAGCCCCGCGUCCCUGAGCAGCUCCGAAGCCUCGUCCUCCUCCUCCUCGUCCUCUUCGUCCUCUUCCUCCUCCUCGUUUUCCGAGGAAGGCGCCGUGGGCUACAGCUCGGACUCGGAGAACGUGGACUUUGAGGAAGCGGAAGGGGCGGUUGGCUACCAGCCAGAGUACAGCAAGUUCUGCCGCAUGAGCUACCAGGACCCGGCGCAGCUCCAUUACCUGCCUUACCUGGAGCACGUCGGCCACAACCACACCUACAACAUGGCCCCGGGCGCCCUGGACCCCGAGGAGCCCAAAGCGCCCGGCGCCGGCAAGAAGAGCGGCAAGGAGAAACCCUCGGAGCUGCUGGACAAGCAGCUGAGCCGCGACGAGCACCGCGCCAGGGCCAUGAAGAUCCCCUUCACCAACGACAAGAUCAUCAACCUGCCCGUGGAGGAGUUCAACGAGCUCCUGUCCAAGUACCAGCUGAGCGAGGCGCAGCUCAGCCUCAUCCGCGACAUCCGCCGGCGCGGCAAGAACAAGAUGGCCGCGCAGAACUGCCGCAAGAGGAAACUGGACACCAUCCUCAACCUGGAGCGCGACGUGGAGGAGCUGCAACGCGACAAAUCCAAACUGCUCAGGGAGAAGGUGGAGUUCCUCAAAUCCAUCCGGCAGAUGAAGCAGAAGGUGCAGAGCCUGUACCAGGAGGUGUUCGGGCGGCUGCGGGACGAGCAGGGCCGGCCCUACUCGCCGAGCCGCUACGCGCUGCAGUACGGCAGCGACGGCAGCGUGCUGCUGAUCCCCCGCGCGCCCGCGCCCGCCGAGCCGCAGCCGCGGCGCCAGGAGCGCAAGCAGAAGGACAGGAGGAAGUGAAGGCGGCGGCGGAAGGGAGAGCUGGGAUGAGGGCCGAGCCUGGAAGCGCUUGCGGAGGGAACUUUGAUGCCUUCUUAUCCGAUUCUGUCUUCUCGAAGCGGCGCCGCCGCCGCCGCCGCCGCCGGGGACUCUGCGGGAGCGGCCGUCCCGGAAUAAAAAAAAGGGGGGGACGGAGCCUUCGCCCCCCUCCAAGCCCAGCUGCCACCGCCCAGCCCCGAGGUGCUGGGAGAGCAGGGACGAGCUGGCAUCGCUGCUGGGGAGGUUGGCACGAGGUGGAUAAAACAAAAACAAAAAAAAAAAAAAUAACAAACUACUGUUAGGAACUGGCUUUAAAUAAGAGAAAAAAACAAAAAAAAAACCCACAAAAAAAAAAUCCCAAGAAAACAACAAAAGAAAAAGAGAUUUAAGCGAAGGGACUUCAAACCAAGUUAUAGGAGAGACGUUUUUCUGAACUUCCAAAGUUCUGUGAUUUCAGGUAGUUGGUUGUUUUUAUUUUAUUUUAUUCCCUUUUCCUUUUUUUUUUUUUUUUUGCUGGUUCUUUUUUGGUUUUGUUUUUCUUUUUUUUCCCUUUUUAUUAUUUUUAGUUUUUGUUCUUUUUUCCUUUUAUCCCGACCCCGUUUUUGGCGCCGUCGAGAGAUUCCGGAUUUCUCCUUCCCUCGAGCACCCGAGAUCACAGCAGGGCACACACGUGGAGAGACACAAAAAAAAGUGGAAAGACACCAAAAAAAAGUGGAAAGACACAAAAAAAAAGUGGAGAGACACAAAAAAAAGCAACUUUCAUUAACCCCUUCCUGCCCGAGGAAGCUCAAACCUCGGAGGGGGAGGAAAAAAAAGCGACAAAACCAUCCAGGAAAGGAAAAUUUAAAAAUAAAAGAGAAAAGAUGACGAGCAGGGAAAUCCACGGAGCUUUGGGAAGAGGGGGAUUCUCAAGGAUCCCGGGAAAGGCUCCAUUUCCUGGGAAUUCCGGGAGGAAUUUGGGGUCAGGAAGGGCGCGAGGGCGGUGACCUCGCGGUGUCACCUCCAGCGUUUUUCACGGGGGGGGAAAAGCGGUUCCAACCUUGAUUUUAUUUUAUUAUUUUUUGCCCUCCACCCCCUUUUAGGGUCUAGAAGUGCUUGUGUUAAGUAAAAAAAAAACCCUAAAAAACCCCCCAAAAACCUAAAAAAACCCCUAAAAAACCUAAAAAAAAAACCUAAAAAAAUACCUUUAAAAAGAAAAACACCAAAAAAAAAAAAGAAAAAGGGAGAAGCCCAAAGGUUGAAAGCUGCUCAAUGUUCUCUUUGCCAUAAAGAUUCCGUGUAACCGUGUGAUCACAUUAUAGGAUUCUCUUCUGUCCCCUGAGGUGUUGGUCUGAAUUCCUGUUUUUGUUUUUUAUUCUUCAGGAGGGGGGUGGGGGUAGUGCCUUGAUCACUGUUCAGGUCUCCACACCUCGGAGAUCAUCCUAGAGCUGGAGUUCCAUAUAGCACAGCUGGGAGUGUUCUGACUUUACCAGCAACCAGAGAAAAAAAAAAAAAGAAAAAAAUGAAAAUAAA
Molecule: messenger RNA, 4166 nt
Organism: Poecile atricapillus (Black-capped chickadee)
Lineage: Eukaryota; Metazoa; Chordata; Aves; Passeriformes; Paridae
Gene: NFE2L1
Product: NFE2 like bZIP transcription factor 1
Exons: 8
Coding region: 366-2636 (756 amino acids)
Biological process (GO): regulation of transcription by RNA polymerase II
Cellular component (GO): nucleus
Molecular function (GO): RNA polymerase II cis-regulatory region sequence-specific DNA binding; DNA-binding transcription factor activity, RNA polymerase II-specific
Source: RefSeq, a predicted model, not a curated record